Molecule: messenger RNA, 796 nt
Organism: Halichondria panicea
Lineage: Eukaryota; Metazoa; Porifera; Demospongiae; Suberitida; Halichondriidae
Product: glutathione S-transferase 1-like
Exons: 1
Coding region: 96-707 (203 amino acids)
Biological process (GO): glutathione metabolic process
Molecular function (GO): glutathione transferase activity
Source: RefSeq, a predicted model, not a curated record
UGUGCAGCAACCUGUACUAUAGACACGUGCUGGAUAAAAACACUUCCCUAAUUAAAGCUCUGUGAUCUGAUCUCCUCUGCUCCUUGACUUAGAUAAUGCCUUCCUACAAGCUUUAUUACUUUCCUGGUCGUGGAAGGGCUGAGGUUUCAAGGUUCAUCUUCAAGCAAGCUGAAGUCGAUUUCGAAGAUGUACGCAUAGGAGGAGAGGACUGGGCAAAAUUCAAGCCAAGUACACCCUAUGGCUCAAUGCCAGUACUGGAAGUUGAUGGCCAGAUGCUUGGUGGAAGUGGCAGCAUGCAACGCUACCUAGCAGAGAAGUUUGGUUUGGCUGGCUCAAAUGAUUUUGAGAAUGCUGAAAUUGACAGCAUUGUUGACGCUAUUAGAGACCUCGCUCAAGAGCUAUCGAAGUUUUACUUCGAAAAAGAUGAGGCAAAGAAAACUGAACUGCUUGAAAAAUUGAAAAACGAAACUGUACCAAAAUUCCUUGGAAUUUUUGAAAAACUUAUCUCAAGCAACGCUUCUGGUUGGAUAUACGGCUCUAAGGUUACAUAUGCUGAUUUUACCUUGUACAACGUCAUGGGAGCGGUAAAGAUGGGAGCUGCUGAAGCUCUUGAUAGUUUUCCGGCUGUAAAGAAAAAUACUGAAGCUGUUGAAGCACUACCUAACAUUGCUAAGUGGCUGAAGGAACGACCUGAAUCUCAAUUUUAGAUCAAAACAAUUUUUUAGUGAAAGGAACGUUAUUGCAUUAAUUUUGUGUUAGUGCUUUAGACUUGUCUUAAUAUAAUUGUUAAAAUGUG